CAAAAAUACAUCACUUGUUUUUAUUUCUUUAGAUAAAUCUAUGAAAAAUGACAAAGAUAACACAGAUUGACAUAAAAUAGUAUUUUUGAACCAACAAAGUGAUUCCCAAAGAGCUAUCAGCUGAAAACCUGGCAUAUCUCAUCAUGGUGUGCAGUGUGUCCUUAAAAAAAUUGAGGAAACUGGACAAAAGAAGAAGCAGCAACCUUGAAAAACUAUCACGCAAGAACUGGACUUAAAAUCAGUGGCAACAGGUCUGAUGGAGUGAUGAAUGCACCACAAACAUUUGGUCCAAAUCAUCAUCAGCAUGUACAGAAGAGGUCAGGAGAGCUACAACAGUGUCUACAGCCAUCAGUAAAACACAGUCAUGGUUUGAGCUGCAUUUCAGUCAGUGGUGUUGGAGAUCUUGUUAAAAUUCAUGAAUUAUGGAACACAGAAAAGUCCCAUCAGAUUUUAAACCACCAUGGAAUACCAUCUGAUUGGCAACAGCUUCAUUUUUCAUCAUGACAAUGAUCCCAAACAUACUGCCAAUGCAGUAAAAUCAUCCCUGGACAGAAAAACACACAGUGGAGCACUAUCAGUCAUGGAUCGGCCUCCCCAGAGCCCGGACCUCAACAUUAUUGAAGCAGUGUGGGAUCAUGUUGACAGAGAACAGAACAAAAGGCAGAAACAAAGAAGAGCUUUGAAUGUCCUUCAAGAAGCCUGGAGAACUAUUCCUGAAGACUACUUAAAGACAUGACGAGAAAGCUGCUGAAAAUGAUUUGCAGAAUUGUUGCUUUGUUUUUAUUUCCCAUUAAAGUGUAAACAGAUAUCGGUGGACAGAAGCUUCAGCCUGAAUCAAAUAUGGAAUAUGGCCUAUUGGCCUUGAGGGGAGCCCCACCUCGGUGGAGCCUAAUUUAAACCCAUAUCCUCCAGACCACAGCAGGUGCCCCCCUCCUCCACUCCCUUUACGCUCCACCUGUCUUCUCUUCUCCGUGGCGGGCUGGCGAUCCAGAAAGCAGCCGUCAGUCAUUACAAAUGGCGUGCCGGCCCCCUAAGUCACCGGAUCGGCGGCAGCUGCUCGACCCCCAGAGCUAUUUUCACCCUCAGGAUAAAGUGGUGUUCAGCGAGCCGCCCGCACGGCCCAGCAGCUCCAGUCACGCCGCAGCAGAGCCAGGAUGAAGUCCACCGGCGGCGAGCGCACCGUGCAGCCAGACUGCUUCACCUCAGACCUGGAGGACCUGGACAGCGCCAGCAACAGCUCCGACGGCAGCUGCACGCCGCGCAGGGAGCCGGGGCAGGUGGUCCAGGAGGAGGGAGCCCCGAAACGAAGAAGGAGACGGAGGAGGAGCAGCGGAGGAGACGCGCGUCUGCCCGGCGUGAGCAAACAGAGGCAGGCGGCCAACGCGCGGGAGCGGGACAGGACGCACAGCGUGAACACGGCCUUCACGGCGCUCCGCACGCUCAUCCCCACCGAGCCCGCCGACAGGAAACUCUCCAAGAUCGAGACACUGCGCCUGGCCUCCAGCUACAUCUCCCACCUGGCCAACGUGCUGCUGCUGGGGGAGGACUGCCUGGACGGACAGCCCUGCCUGCGCUACCAGAGCAUCCUGCACGGCCCCGCCGCCCUCAACGCGCCCUCCCUGCGGCCCAUCUGCACCUUCUGCCUCAGCAACCAGAGGAAGCUGCUCAGAGAUGGAGCGAAACACUCGGCUGCUGUGUGA
Messenger RNA from Pelmatolapia mariae (spotted tilapia), 1700 nucleotides. RefSeq names its product basic helix-loop-helix transcription factor scleraxis. Gene Ontology annotation, biological process: developmental process; regulation of transcription by RNA polymerase II. Gene Ontology annotation, molecular function: protein dimerization activity; RNA polymerase II transcription regulatory region sequence-specific DNA binding; DNA-binding transcription factor activity, RNA polymerase II-specific. The transcript has 2 exons. Bases 1155 to 1700 code for a protein of 181 amino acids. The record is from RefSeq and is a predicted model, not a curated record. NCBI's taxonomy places the organism in Eukaryota, Metazoa, Chordata, Actinopteri, Cichliformes, Cichlidae.